Truncatella angustata is the source of this 544-nucleotide messenger RNA. RefSeq lists its product as uncharacterized. NCBI's taxonomy places the organism in Eukaryota, Fungi, Ascomycota, Sordariomycetes, Amphisphaeriales, Sporocadaceae. The transcript has a single exon. The coding region runs from base 25 to 249 and encodes 74 amino acids. The record is from RefSeq and is a predicted model, not a curated record.
CUUUUCCUAACGCUUUCUACGUGAAUGAAAGGUUGUUCAUCUGACCAACGUGUGUGGAUGGUCCUCGCCCAGCUUCUUCUUGCGAGUCUCCAUCUUUGUUGGACCUCUGGGCUGUUGGUCAACGCGUUUAUAUGGAUGACUCCCGAUCGGCCGCCGCUCUCUUGUCGCUUGAGUUUGAACCUUUGUUUGAGAGCUGCAAAAGAAGGCAUGUCACAUUGGGAACACGAUAAUAUAGAUGGUUGGGAUUAGAAGUCGAAGGUUGUUAGGGGGACCAUCUUAGAGGAAGUAAUACGAGGCUAUCGCUACUUACAUUGCAAAGCCUCUGUGCUGCAUCUUUUACGCCUCAAAGUGCCUGUUUCGAUAUGCAUGUUGGCGGCAUAACCAAAAUUCGCCUACACGAAGAUGUACAAUUCCUUGUCCGGUGCGAUCGCUCUUGCAGGUGCGAGUCCUCGUAGGGCACCAUACGCUUCCGCGUUGGAGAUCCCCACUAAAUUCGAUUCAAAUUAUUACUCUGUUGCCUUUACGGAACCACCACAUAAAGAAG